Molecule: messenger RNA, 1313 nt
Organism: Branchiostoma belcheri (Belcher's lancelet)
Lineage: Eukaryota; Metazoa; Chordata; Leptocardii; Amphioxiformes; Branchiostomatidae
Product: zinc finger protein 135-like
Exons: 5
Coding region: 70-1224 (384 amino acids)
Biological process (GO): regulation of transcription by RNA polymerase II
Cellular component (GO): nucleus
Molecular function (GO): DNA-binding transcription factor activity, RNA polymerase II-specific; RNA polymerase II transcription regulatory region sequence-specific DNA binding
Source: RefSeq, a predicted model, not a curated record
ACGACGGACGGACGAGGUACGGUUUACGUGAAUUCGAAGAAGAGAAAAACCAUAAUAGGAGACAGAGAGAUGGACAAAACUGGAGACAAACCCUUGGAAAGUGAGGAGAGCAGUUUUAGGACAACUCCCGAGUCUUGCUUUACUGUGAACAGCCAUACAGGAGAAAAACCUGGAGGAAAUGCUUCAUCGCAACAUCUAGCAAAUCACACCGGUGAGAAAUGCUACAUGUGUGGGGAGUGUGGAUACAGGGCAGCUAAAAAGUCUCACUUAUCCCAGCAUUUGAGAGCCCACACAGGAGAAAAACCCUACAAGUGUGGGGAGUGUGGGUACAGGACAGCUCAAAAGUCUGACUUAUCCCGACAUAUGAGAACCCAUACAGGAGAAAAACCUUAUAUGUGUGAGGAAUGUGGAUACAGAACAGCUCAAAAGUCCACCUUAUUUCUGCAUAUGAGAACUCAUACAAGAGAAAAACCCUACAAGUGUGACCAGUGUGACUAUUCUGCAGCACAGAAAUUUGCUUUGAACCAACAUCUAGCAAAACACACUGGUGAUCUACCGUACAUGUGUGGGGAGUGUGGGUAUAGGACAACUCAAAAGUCUGACUUAUCAAAACAUAUGAGAACCCACACAGGAGAGAAACCGUACAAAUGUGACCAGUGUGACUAUUCUGCAGCACAGAAACCUCAUUUAGUCUAUCAUCUCACAAAACACACCGGUGAAAAACCCUACAUGUGUGGAGAGUGUGGAUACAGGGCAGCUAAAAAGUCUCUCUUAUCCCGACACAUGAGAACCCAUACAGGAGAAAAACCCUACAAGUGUGACCAGUGUGACUAUUCUGCAGCACUUAAAUCCACUUUGGACAUACAUCUAUCAAAACACACCGGUGAGAAACCCUACAUGUGUGAGGAGUGUGGAUACAGGACAGCUGUGAGGUCAAACCUAUCCCAACAUAUGAGAACCCACACAGGAGAAAAACCCUACAAGUGUGACCGGUGCGACUAUUCUGCAGCACGAAAAUUUGAUUUGGACAAACAUCUAUUGAAACACACUGGUGAGAAACCCUACAUGUGUGGGGAGUGUGGAUACAGGGCAACUCAAAAGUCUCACUUAUCCCGACAUAUGAGAACCCAUACAGGAGAAAAACCCUACAAGUGUGACCACCCAAAAGUCUCACUUAUCCCGACAUAUGAGAACUCAUACAAGAGAAAAACCCUACACGUGUGACCAGUGUGACUAUUCUGCUUCACGAAAAUCCAACUUGGACAUUAAUCUAGCAAAACAUACCGGUGAGAAACCCUAUAUGUGCGAGGAAU